Molecule: messenger RNA, 1098 nt
Organism: Annulohypoxylon truncatum
Lineage: Eukaryota; Fungi; Ascomycota; Sordariomycetes; Xylariales; Hypoxylaceae
Exons: 2
Coding region: 247-873 (208 amino acids)
Source: RefSeq, a predicted model, not a curated record
CGGGCAAUUGCCCUGGCUCGCAACCUCAAAGGCGUAAUGAUAGGCAUAUCGGAGGCGAAUACCCCAAAUCGUUAUAAAUUUCUUUGAUCUCGCUUUUCCCGCUUGCGGUUUUACGCCGUCGACCAAACAACGCAAGUUCGCCUUUUCUUCUCUGAUCUACCGCCUACCACCUGUGCAUCAUCGUCCUAUCGCUUAUAAGACGUCAGUCACAUCGUCGCCUUAGAUUUAGAAACAGGAACAUCCAAGAUGUUGUUCCGUUCCACCACCCUUGCUGCCUUUGUCGCAACAGCGACAGCCUCCAACUCUACCGGUCCUUUUGCACUACAUAUCACUGGCAAAGCAAAUUCCUCUAUCGACGGAUAUGCUGCCGCCUGUCACGCAGGUGCGGCUAUAGAAGGAUUGUGCUACUCAGCCGGCUCAACCCCUACAGCCGGGAGCGUAACCGAGUUCUACUUCAAUUACACCGCCUACAAUUCGGACACUGGCGUGCCUUCGCAGCCGGGCUGGCUUACCUACUUGUUGAGUGCGGGUAGCAACAACGGCACUAUAACGAUUCCGUCUUCGAUGCGAUUCAUCCCCAACUUUGGAAGCAAUGUCCUCACCGCUCUCAUUUAUCCGAGCGUCGAGGAUGGCACUCCCGUAUACUUCCAUCCCGAUAACGGCACGCUAUAUAUCACCGGCGGCUAUGAUGAUUCGCAUUUCAACGCUACGUACCCAAAUCCAGUCCCUUCUUUAGGCAACCUGACGAACUUCCACGUCUGCAAUCAGUUUACCGGAGGCUAUUAUUAUGAAUCUCUCGCCUGGGUUUCCACGUUGCCACCCCACAACCCGUCAUGCCAGGCUGUGGACGUGAGCAUUCAACAACUUUCAUAAUACGGAGUUCCAUGACUAUGUAUUCGAUGAAGCCUAGGAAGUAAUGUUUAUAGAGAGAUGAUAUGUCUAUUCAUUGUCUCAUAUUUAUCCCCCCCGCGAGCUUUCUUGUAGACGAGGGCACGCGAGUGGCCAAGAUAAGCUCAUACUGAAUCAAUUAAUAUAUUAAUUCCUGUUGCUCGCUAGGUCGUCGGGGAUGAAUAUUAUUAGCAUUGUCACACGCCACCA